GGCAGCGGCAAUGGAACCAGCGGAGCAGCUGAGCGAGUUAGUGUCAGCCGAGGGCCGAAACCGGAAGGCGGUGCUGUGCCAGCGUUGCGGCUCCCGGGUGCUGCAGCCAGGGACCGCUCUCUUCUCUCGCCGACAGCUUUUCCUUCCCUCCAUGAGAAAGAAGCCAGCUCUGUCUGACGGCAGCAAUCCUGAUGGUGAUCUCCUCCAGGAACACUGGCUGGUUGAGGACAUGUUCAUUUUUGAGAAUGUGGGCUUCACCAAGGACGUGGGCAACAUCAAGUUUCUGGUCUGCGCAGACUGUGAAAUUGGACCAAUUGGUUGGCAUUGCCUAGAUGACAAGAACAGUUUCUAUGUGGCCUUGGAACGAGUUUCCCAUGAGUAACUGAGGGGAAGGGUACCCAGUUCCACCUCCAAAGAUAAACCUGCUCCCCACAAGAACUGGCCUUUAAUGUGGUCUAACUGUUCUGCUGCCUUCUUCUCUGUGCUAAUAUAAAUACUGAGUACCAGCAUGUCCACUUGAACAUGCAGAGGGUUAAUCCUGCUUCCUAAAGCCUCACGUACAUGCCUCCUGCCUAGUUCACUUUGCGUCACAUUUCCUAAGCUCCUUUUUCCCCCAGUUUUGGGACACUGCUUACCUCCACAAAUCUCAUCUCUUCCCUCACAUUCUGCCUAGGCUCUGUUUUGCCCAGGGGCUCCCUCUUUUUCUUGCUCUAGAAGAGCAGUAUUCAACCGUUUAGCUAUGACGACACGUAACAAAAGAUGCUUAUGUACUAAUAGUUGAAAGUCUGCCUUUUUCUCAUUCAAGAAGGCAUACAAAUAUCUGAGAGUGACUUUGUUGUAUAGCUACCCUUGUGAUCUACAGUAAUUUAAUCAAACUAAUGGUAAAGCAUUUACAAAACUCAGUAUUUAAACCACUAACCAGAAACAUUACUUGGGAUGCAUCUCC
This is a messenger RNA of Macaca mulatta (Rhesus monkey), 946 nucleotides long. It is a transcript of the gene RABIF, whose product is annotated as RAB interacting factor. The record is from RefSeq and is marked provisional. NCBI's taxonomy places the organism in Eukaryota, Metazoa, Chordata, Mammalia, Primates, Cercopithecidae. Gene Ontology annotation, molecular function: guanyl-nucleotide exchange factor activity; zinc ion binding. Gene Ontology annotation, biological process: post-Golgi vesicle-mediated transport; small GTPase-mediated signal transduction. Gene Ontology annotation, cellular component: membrane; cytosol.